Molecule: messenger RNA, 3111 nt
Organism: Iphiclides podalirius (scarce swallowtail)
Lineage: Eukaryota; Metazoa; Arthropoda; Insecta; Lepidoptera; Papilionidae
Source: the annotation of a GenBank genome assembly
AUGUUUCUUUCGCCCUUCGUUAUCACUAUACUAGUCACGUUAAUAAGUGGAAUAUUUUCGAAAAGUGUAGAAUUAACUUUUGAACUCCCUGAUAGUGCUGUAGAGUGUUUCUAUGAAAAAAUUGACAAAAAUACUUCAGCUUCACUAGAGUAUCAGGUAAUCACUGGUGGCCAGUAUGAUGUUGAUGUCAAAUUGGAGGGUCCAAACAAGGAAAUAAUUUAUCAGCAACAGAAAAUGCAAUAUGAUUCACAUCAGUUUACAGCCCUUCAUACAGGUAUUUACAAAGUGUGCUUCAGUAAUGAAUUCAGUACUUUCUCUCAUAAGCUUGUAUAUAUGGAACUAAACGUUGGACCUGAACAACCUUUACCUGGUAUUGGAGACCAUGCUACAGUACUUACACAGUUGGAAACAUCUGCUGAAGAAAUUCAUUCUGCGCUUAAUAGAAUUAUUGAUCAUCAAACCCACCAUAGACUUAGAGAAGCCCAAAGCCUGGAGAUUGCAUUAAGCGCGGGGGUGCUGUUGACUCUUGUGACCGUUCUAUCAGCAUGCGUUUGUGGAUGCAGAAAUUCAAACCAGAAAAGUGAGUUGGUUGGUACGGCGGGUGUGGUAAAAAUCCACAUAGAUGAGGAGGUUCCGUCUCCAACACCAACCACUCCAGCCUCCAUCAAGCGUAGUGGGAAUUGCGACGAUGCAUUCGCAUCAAUAUAUUCGUUCUUUUUUAAAUUCCGAAAAACUAUACGGUUUCCCCGUGUCCUGGAAAAAUGUGGGCACCGUACUGAACGCGGUGAAAGGGCAUCGACGCAAAACUCGCAGCGCAGCUUGCCGGAAAUUCCGCAUCCCGUCGGAAGGCACGACAGCGGUGACACUGCAUCCGAAAUAUAUGCCACGGUUAAUUUGGAUGAAGGUAACAAAGCACUGACGACAGCGUCCACCAGUCGAGAGCACCCCUACGAACAUGCAUACGCCAAACUGCAGAGUGAGAGUCACAACAUCACCGUGGAGAUCACGCCCGACCAGGAGUCUGACAGGGAAAUACAAAUCGACGAACGCGAAGCCAGCCAGCCGGGUCCAGAGUCCGUGGUUAUUUCCGCGUCUGUAGCCAUCAGCGGUCAGCUGCCUUCCAGCCAAGAGUUGCCAUACAUCACCCCUCCUUCGCCGCGACCGCAUACAGACAAUCCGGUGCACUUUAGCGGCGAUUCCACCGACUCGACGAAGGGCUACACGAGCAUUUCGGUGCGGGAACCUUUAAGUAAUAUCCGAGCGCAAACCGUGAAGCCGCCCAUUCAGCCGCACUACGCCACCGUGUCUGAUGACUCAGACGAGAUGUACGCAGCCAUUGAUGAGGCGAGCGUCGGCGAGGGAUCGGACACGUACGCGCAGAUCGCUCCGGAGCCGAGGCGACGCGAAGUCACCCCCGCCCCCGCCCCCGCCCACGCUCCCGCUGCCGCCUCCGCGUCCGCCGCCACCCCAGCGACUGACCAUUCCGCCAGAAGGAGUGCUCCUCCGGAAAUUGGCGCGUCUACAUCCCACGCGACACACUCCAGACAAGCGUCUUCGUCGUCGUCGACGGGCGCGCUUGGAUCGCCGAAGCCGGAGAAGCGAGUCGCCAACUCGCCACUGCCGCCGCCGCCACACGCCACGCACGCCGCCCACGCCGCCCACGCCGCCCACUCAUCCCACGCCGCCCACUCAUCCCACGCCGCCCACGCCGCCCACGCUUCCCACGCCAACCACCCUCCCCACCCGCCGCACGUGGCCCAAGGACCACACGCCGCUCACCCGCCGCACGUUGCGCACGCGCAGGUCGUGCAGCCGCAGCGACACCAACGGAUAUCCAGCACCGGCGACCUACACUUAAAUCACGACAAACUUCGACGGAGCCUCAACGAGAAACACCAACGCAACAACAGCUGCGUGAGCUCAUCCGAUUUUUAUGGUUGCAAUUAUCCAGUCGAGAAGCACCGGUUCAGUUCGGGCGAUCUAAUUCGGCCCCUGGUCGCCAAAGAACUAAACUUCGAUAUAGACCAACAAGAGAGCCCCGCGGACAACCUGUACAAUUCCAUCGAGGGCGCCGGAUACAGUGACUACUCGUCGGCCGAACCCAACACUAGCAUGAACUCGGAACAACGCGUCACCGAAAGCCCGUCGCGUAACGUGGAAGAGAUGUACGCAAAGGUCAUGAAGAAAACAAAAGGGAAGGCGGAGGAAACGAUAAAAAAACCUAAGGAGUUCCCCAAGGAAUCAGACGCCGGACCUUUAAAAUACAGAGGUGACGACCCGGGCUACGAAACCAUUGACCGCAAGAAAUCCACUAGCCACGGCUACGAAACUAUAAUGCACAUAGAACGUACCAAUUCGCAAAACCAAGACCCAGGCUACGAGACGGUCAAAGAUAUAAACAAGUCCGUGUCCACGUUUACGAACAACAACCUGUUGAAGUUGAACAAUUUGGGCGACAGCGGGCCCAACAGCAUAAUAAGCAGCGAUCCCGGCUACGAGCACAUCACCAAGCCGGACAACAACGCGUCCGAUUCCGAUCCCAACUACGAAGUGCUGAGGAACCAGCCGCCCACCCCGCCGUACGCCACCAUCACGCCCAACUACAAAAUACAGCCCACGUAUUCGACGGUCAACAAGAGGAACGCGAAGUACAACAACUGGCCAACGAACAACAACGAGGAGGCAACGCUCGAGCCGAACUACGAGUCGAUGUCGAACGAUCCGCUCUACACAACGGGCAGCGAAUCGGAUCCCAAUUACGAAUCGGUCCGACCGAAAGAUCCCAACUACGAGAGCGUCAACGCCCAAGAUCCCAACUAUGAGUCGUUGCGCUGCAAAGACCCCAAAUAUGAGUCGGUCAGGUCGAAGGAUUCGAAGUACGACUCCGUGAGAUCUAAGAAAGACCCAAACUAUGAAAGCGUCAAAUAUUUCGAGCUAACGCAGAAGGAACCGCCAUACGAAAAGGUAAAUACUGACCCCGCCGUCCAUUCCGGCGUGGAACGGUCGGAUUCUGCGGCGGGCUAUGAAAAGAUCAACGUACCUAUAAAUAGGGAGCCUAAAAGCAGUAUUAAUAGCGGCGCUGACGGCGUCGUCAGUGACUACUUCCAAGUA